Entrophospora candida is the source of this 1725-nucleotide messenger RNA. The record is from the annotation of a GenBank genome assembly. NCBI's taxonomy places the organism in Eukaryota, Fungi, Glomeromycota, Glomeromycetes, Entrophosporales, Entrophosporaceae.
AGAUUUGAUUUUGAUAAUACUUCUGUAAAUGUCCUUGAAAAUUCAAAAAAUCGUCUUGAGCAAAUAAAUGGAAAGGUUAUUUUAAAAAGAAAACGAAUUUCAAAAGAACUUCUGACAAAUGGUAAUAGCACCAAAAAAACCCCAUUUUCACAACAAAAAUUAAAAGAUAAUUAUAAUAGUGAUAUAUCAAAAAAUAAGGAAAAAGAAAAAAUAUCAGUAUUACAAGCUUUCCCAUGUUUUCAUCAACAAAAGUUGACUCCUGAAGAAAUUUCAUCUUCAAAAAUGUUGGGAAUACCAGAUUGGUUGGCAAAUCCUACCAUUAUUAAUUCGUCUUCAGUCUAUUCAAUUGAUGACAAUAAUUCAUUAGGCUUAUCAGAAAGAUUAAUAAAUCAUUGUAAAUCAUUAGGGAUCACGGAAUUUUUUGCAGUACAAGCAUCAGUUAUUCCACUAUUAUUGAGAAAUAAAAAUUUAUAUGAUUUACAUAAAUCAUUUGGUGAUAUAUGUGUUUCUGCUCCAACUGGAACCUUAAUAGUUUUACCAACAAAAGAUUUAGCUAUGCAAGUAAAAGAAACAUUUGAAGCAUUUUGUAAGAAUACAAAUUUAAAGAUUGGUGUAAUAACAGGCCAGCAUUCAUUUGCUCAUGAACAAGAACAAAUUGUUGGAAAUUCCAAAGAAAUCUUAAUAGGAGGUAACAGCAAAGUCGAUAUUUUGAUUGCAACCCCAGGAAGAUUAAUUGAACAUAUUAUGAAUUCAUCAAAUUUCACAUUACAACAUUUAAGAUUUUUGGUUAUUGAUGAAGCUGACCGUUUACUUAAUCAAAGUUAUAAUAAUUGGUUAACUUUUGUUCUUAAAUCAAAAAAUAAUUUGAAAAACUUAAAUAUUAACAAAGUAAAUGAGGUUGACAAAAUAAAAGAAUUAAAUGAUUCUGUCUCAAUGUCAAUCUUUGAAGAUGUGUUUUCAAUUCCCAAAUCCACUAUUACAGAAAAAAAAACAUCUCCGAUGCAAAAACUUUUAUUUUCUGCAACACUUACACGAAAUCCAGAAAAGAUAGCAAAUUUACACUUGAUAAAUCCAAAAUAUAUUUCAAUAAUGUCAAUUGAAGAAAAUGAAGCUGGACUGAAUAAAUAUUCUUUACCAAAAAAUUUAAAUGAAUAUAUGAUAAUCACAUUUUCAUCACUUAAACCUCUAAUAGUUAUACAUUUGAUAAACAAUCAAAAAAUAUCUUCAGCUCUUUGUUUUACUAAAUCUGUUGAUUCAGCUCAUAGACUCAAUAAAUUAAUUGAAUUAUUUCAGGAAAUUUAUUUAAAUGAAAAUAAUAAGAAAAUUAGUUCUAAUAUCAUUUCAAAAGAAUAUUCAAGUGACUUAUCACAAGAUGAAAGGAAAAAAUUACUAAAAAAAUUUAAAAAUGGAGAAAUUAAAAUACUUAUAUGUUCAGAUUUAAUUUCUCGUGGUAUUGAUAUAGAUUGUGUUGAUACAGUUAUUAAUUAUGAUGUUCCUAUUUAUAUGAAAAAAUAUAUACAUCGUGUUGGUAGAACAGCUCGUGCAGGAAGACAAGGUGAUGCUUAUAGUCUGGUGGAAACACAUGAGGAAAUGCUUAAAAGAUCAGGACAUUUAAAAAAUGUUAAGAAAUUUGAUAUUAAAUCAACUGCUUUGGAUCCUAUGAUGACAGCUUAUCAGAAGGCUUUAGAUUUGUUCAAAGAGUAUAUGUCAAGUUAUAAAUUAUCU